Messenger RNA from Magnolia sinica, 1109 nucleotides. RefSeq lists its product as uncharacterized. Bases 349 to 780 code for a protein of 143 amino acids. The record is from RefSeq and is a predicted model, not a curated record. The transcript has a single exon. Lineage: Eukaryota; Viridiplantae; Streptophyta; Magnoliopsida; Magnoliales; Magnoliaceae.
AUGGCACUUCAUGAGCCGAUCACGUUCAUCAUCGAUCAAGGUCAUUUUCAACCAUCCUUGCACCUGAUGAAUGACUCAGAUUUCACACCCGUGCGGCGAAUAGACUCCCAUCUAUCCAUAUGCAAAUUACCUCAACGGUCAAAGCCCAAUAAAUUAUAUAUUUAAGAAUUUUGAGUAGGUUACAUGGCUCCAAAACAAAUGGUCCAUCUCUGUCUUCAACUCUCCCUAGCGUCCCUUUUAAAUUUCCACUCCUCCCCUUAUAAAUUCAUCAAUUCCCAACCCCAUCUCUCUCACCAAUCAUUCAAUUUCUCUAAAUCAACAUCCAUUUUCUUCUUCUUCUAGAUAGACAUGAAGAACAACACCCACUCCACUAGCAAGUUUGUACGUUGCAUGAAAGCGCCGGUUCGAGCCCUUCGUGGGGUCCGUGACUUGUACGUGAAUGGCAUGACUGGUUGCACGGGGAAGAUGCAUUGCGGCUCGACCAACUUACCCAGGAGCUUUAGCAUGAAUUCAUCACAGGCAAGUGUGGAUGAAGACCUUCGAGAGUUGAUCCGGGCUGCCUCUAUGAGAAGCCGUGGGGAGAAGGUAACGGAGACUCCUUUGCAGCCUGCGAUGGGAUUGAAGGGCUUGCCUAAGAGCUACAGUGUGGGGAUGGCGAGGAUUGAUGAGGACGAGCCUUGUGAUUUCCAAGAUGAUUACAGAGCGAAUUCGGAGGCGGUUUUGUAUCCAAGAAGUAGGAGUUAUGCAGUGAAUGGAAGGAGAUGGGAGAUGAGCUCUUAGAAAAACUAUGGAAAUGAAGAAUUCGGAAAUCCAAUGAGUUUGAUGGAUGAAGUGGCUCUCUAAUCCUACGUUAUAGAAGUUGGCUUUAAAGAUUAGGAAGUCGUUUAGGUCGUGUUUGGAUGGUAUAUAUACAUAUUUGAAAAUGUUCAAUUUAAUGUGAUUGUGAUUAUAGACAAUGCAAGAUUCUAUGUUUCUCAGGAGAUGAUGAGUUGGGCUGCAAUGUACUUGAAUUUUUCCCUUGAAAUCAGGUUUAGAGAUUUCUCUCCUGUUUUCUGUUCUAACAAUUCAUAGAAUGUGAAUUGGUUUCCUACGUCAAAACAUGAUAUAAA